Molecule: messenger RNA, 1656 nt
Organism: Sarcophilus harrisii (Tasmanian devil)
Lineage: Eukaryota; Metazoa; Chordata; Mammalia; Dasyuromorphia; Dasyuridae
Product: collagen alpha-1(I) chain-like
Exons: 4
Coding region: 1-1656 (551 amino acids)
Source: RefSeq, a predicted model, not a curated record
AUGGGGCGGCUGCGUGAGCCUGGAGACCCCUCCCCCCGGGCGUCCCGCCACUUUGGCCCGAGUUGCCGCAGGGCUGAAAGCUUCGAGGAGACCCCGCCCACAAAUCAGCACCUUAGCGGCCUCCCCAGGCAGCUCCGGACCAAUAGGAGCGCAGCGACUUUCCCCAGCCCGCCCCCUGAGCGCCUGGCCUCGCCUCCAACCGCCGUGGCCUGGGCUGCCGCAGGGCUGGAUGGUUUCGGGAAGCCCCGCCCACAGACCCUCCUUCAGAGGCCUCCGCGCCAGCUCCAGUCCAAUAGGAGGUCAGCGUCCCGCCCCCGCUCCGCCUCCGGCCUCCAGGCCCGCCCUCCCCGGAGCCUCUGGCUCUGCGGCCGCACUGCUGGGCCAGAGGCCAGGCAGCGGGCGGCGCUGCGGCCCGGAUCUGUCGGAACCGGAGAAGGAUGUGCGGCGCGCGCGGAGUGCCUGGGCGGGUCCCCGCCCUGGGUGGAAGUGGUCUCCCGCCCCGGGAGGCGGGGCGGCGGGGGCGGCGGCGCGGGCACGGGCAGGCGGAGGGCGCGGGCGCGGGCGCUGGGCCGGCCAGGGCCAGUCGGGCGGCGGCGGCGGCGGCGGCGGAGGCAGCUCGGAGCGCGGGGUUCCACGCGGACUGAGCACGGGAGGGACGGUGCCUGGCGGCGGCUGCGCGGCCUCUGGCACAGAGUGAUGGAACCCAGCACCGCAAGCCAGGGGUGGGGGGGCCUGGUGGGGUGGGUCCCUGUGCAGUGCGUCCGCGCGCCCCUCCCGCCCCGUCCAUCCCGGGCGCCCCGGUGUCCGGAGCCCGGGCGGCCCCGCGGGCGCGCUGCGCGCUGGACGGGGAUGUGUGUGCACGUCUGCAUCGGGGCGUGUGCGCGCGUGGGAGCGGUCGGGGCCGGGCCGCAGGGAGCGGCCCCCCCGGGCCCCUCUGACCCCGGAGGUCGCGGCCCGCGGGUCCCUGCCCGGCGCCCCGACCUGCGAAGGAGCCUGCGGGCACCGCCGAGGCUGGCGCGGAAGCUGCCGCAGACCCCUGGGGAGGGAGCCCGGCUCCCCGCCGCUGGCGCGCCGGUCCCUGCCCCUCCCCUUAGGUCCGAGAGGGGGGACCCCGAAACUUGUCCCCUUCGGUGCGGCGCCCGCGCCUUUGCCAGGCGCACAAAGGCGCUCCCCGCCCCCACGGCAGUGCUGCAGUUUGACAGCUUCGGGCGGGAGUGCCAGCGCAUGCCAGCCCUGGCCUGGGCACCGGGGGUGCUCCAGAGGGACCCCGGCGCCCUCCUUCCCGCGCACCCGAGGGGACCGGGUUCCGGACGCAGGCAGACAGGUGUACGCGCGGCCGGGGGUGGGGGCGAGGCCAGAGAGACGCUGACGCCAGGUGGGGGCUGCACGCCGGGGUCUCCGCGGGGCGGCGACCUGGGGUCCGUCCGGGGCGCGAAGGUGCGCCGGGCAGCCCCGGCAGAUGGGCGCUCCCGGGGGCGCUGGCUCGGCGGCCAGGCUGGAGCGGGGAGGCCUCCGCAGAGAGGGGGCAGUGCUGAGAAGGACGGCGGCCUGGCCCCGGGAAGCCCUGCUGGCCGGGCCUGGGGCCUCUGUGGAAGGGGAGGGAGGUGCCCAGCCACGCCCGCCGACGGUCUGAGCGGUGCCCCUGGACGGAAGUGA